ACGUGAGACGCUCGCUAGCUCGCGCGCUCCUCGGGCGGGGCCAAGGGGGAGGGGGCGCCGGGUAUCUGAAAGGGGCAGAAGCAGAGGCGGCGGCCGAAGAUGGCGGGGUGCAGGGGCGUCCUGUGCUGCUGCUGCCGCUGGUGCUGCUGCUGCGGAGAGCGCGAGAGCCGCACCCCAGAGGAGCUGACUAUCCUUGGAGAAACACAGGAGGAAGAUGAUGAGAUCCUUCCCCGAAAGGACUAUGAGAGUUUGGACUAUGAUCGUUGUAUCAAUGACCCCUAUCUGGAAGUGCUGGAAAGCAUGGAUCAUAAGAAAGGUCGAAGGUACGAGGUGGUGAAAUGGAUAAUGGUGUUUGCUAUUGGAGUCUCCACCGGCCUGGUGGGCCUUUUUGUGGACUUCUUUGUACGACUCUUCACCCAGCUCAAGUUCCGAGUUGUGCAGACUUCGGUUGAGGAGUGCAGCGAGAAAGGAUGCCUUGCCCUCUCCCUCCUGGAGCUUCUGGGCUUUAACCUGACGUUUGUCUUCUUAGCCAGUCUGCUUGUCCUGAUUGAGCCAGUGGCAGCCGGUUCUGGAAUUCCAGAGAUCAAAUGCUACCUGAAUGGCGUGAAAGUACCAGGCAUUGUCCGUCUCCGAACCCUGGCGUGCAAGGUUUUGGGAGUGCUUUUCAGCGUGGCUGGAGGGCUUUUUGUAGGGAAGGAAGGUCCCAUGAUCCACAGUGGUGCAGUUGUGGGUGCUGGACUCCCUCAAUUCCAGAGCAUCUCUUUGCGGAAAAUCCAGUUUAACUUCCCCUAUUUUCGAAGUGACAGAGACAAGCGAGAUUUUGUGUCAGCUGGUGCAGCUGCAGGUGUUGCCGCAGCUUUUGGGGCCCCCAUUGGGGGCACCCUCUUCAGCUUGGAAGAGGGGUCAUCCUUCUGGAACCAGGGACUCACUUGGAAAGUGCUCUUUUGUUCCAUGUCUGCCACAUUCACCCUGAACUUCUUUCGCUCUGGAAUCCAGUUUGGAAGUUGGGGUUCCUUCCAGCUCCCUGGGUUGCUGAAUUUUGGGGAGUUUAAGUGCUCUGACUCUGAUAAAAAAUGUCACCUCUGGACAGCUGUGGAUUUGGGUUUCUUCAUCGUGAUGGGGGUCAUUGGGGGCCUCCUUGGAGCCACAUUCAACUGUCUGAACAAGAGGCUUGCAAAGUACCGUAUGCGAAACGUGCACCCGAAACCUAAGCUUGUCAGAGUCUUGGAAAGCCUGUUGGUAUCCCUGAUGACCACGGUUGUGGUAUUUGUUGCUUCCAUGAUUUUGGGAGAGUGCCGGCAAAUAUCCUCUACAAGUCAGAGUGGUAAUGACUCCUUCCAGCCACAGGUUACUUCAGAAGAUGUGAAUGCAAGCAUCAAAACUUUUUUUUGUCCCAAUGAGACGUACAAUGACAUGGCAACGCUAUUCUUCAAUCCCCAAGAAUCUGCCAUCCUGCAGCUCUUUCACCAAGAUGGCACUUUCAGCCCCAUCACACUGGCCUUGUUCUUGGUCCUCUACUUCUCCCUCUCAUGUUGGACCUAUGGCAUGUCAGUGCCCAGCGGCCUCUUCGUGCCCUCCCUGCUCUGUGGAGCUGCAUUUGGACGCUUAGUCGCCAACAUUCUGAAAAGCUACAUUGGAUUGGGCCACAUCUAUUCAGGGACCUUUGCCUUGAUUGGCGCUGCAGCUUUCUUGGGUGGUGUAGUCCGAAUGACCAUCAGUCUUACCGUCAUCCUGAUAGAGUCCACCAAUGAGAUCACUUACGGGCUUCCCAUUAUGAUCACCUUGAUGGUGGCCAAGUGGACCGGGGACUUCUUCAACAAAGGCAUUUACGACAUCCACGUGGGCCUUCGGGGGGUGCCGCUUCUCGAGUGGGAGACGGAAGUGGAAAUGGACAAGCUCAGAGCUAGCGACAUCAUGGAGCCCAACCUGACGUACGUCUACCCACAUACUCGCAUCCAGUCUCUGGUCAGCAUCCUGCGAACCACAGUCCACCACGCGUUCCCUGUGGUGACAGAGAAUCGGGGCAAUGAGAAGGAGUUUAUGAAAGGAAACCAGUUGAUCAGCAACAACAUAAAAUUCAAGAAAUCCAGCAUUCUUACCCGGGCUGGUGAGCAGCGCAAAAGGAGCCAGUCCAUGAAAUCCUACCCAUCGAGUGAGCUUCGUAACAUGUGUGACGAGCACAUAACCACAGAGGAGCCGGCAGAGAAGGAGGAUCUCCUGCAGCAGAUGCUGGAGAGGAGAUACACGCCCUACCCCAACCUGUAUCCUGACCAAUCUCCCAGUGAAGACUGGACAAUGGAGGAACGCUUCCGCCCUUUGACCUUUCAUGGCCUGAUUCUUCGAUCACAGCUCGUCACAUUGCUGGUCCGAGGAGUUUGCUAUUCUGAAAAUCAGUCAAGUGCUAGCCAGCCGAGGCUGUCCUAUGCCGAGAUGGCUGAGGAUUAUCCCCGAUAUCCGGACAUCCACGACCUGGACUUGACCCUGCUGAACCCACGGAUGAUUGUGGAUGUUACCCCAUACAUGAACCCAUCACCAUUUACAGUCUCACCCAAUACUCACGUCUCACAAGUCUUCAAUCUGUUUAGAACAAUGGGCCUCAGACACUUGCCAGUGGUGAACGCGGUGGGGGAGAUUGUUGGGAUUAUUACCCGGCACAACUUGACCUAUGAAUUUCUCCAAGGAAGACUAAGACAGCACUAUCAGACCAUGUGACCCCCACCGACUCAGUCACCAACUCCAAGGCAGCCCUUCCUCUCCUGGGGAGAGCCACGGGGUGACUCCUUCACAUUCUGCCCUGGACCUCCGCUCUUCCCAGGGCAUGGAGGAUUCACCAGUUGGUUUUACCCACGUGCACGCAAAGCUGGAAUUGUCCAACAUUGUGCUGGUCAUAGAUGUGAGGGGUUUUAGAUAGCAGCAGAGAUGCUGCCUAGCAGAGAGCCUUCCCCCUGCCUGGUACCUUCUCAUGCCCCUCUUGCUUUCCUCCUCACCAUCAGAUGUUUGCACAGGCCCCUGGCUCUUCCUUCAACUCUGCCUGGGGACCAGAGGUUCAAAUCAAUCCCUGAUGAGCCAUGUCCUACUCACUAGAGGAGGAAGCUUAGAGCAUUUCAUCCCAUGCACUCCUCAUUGCAGCUUUCCUUCUGCAGCCGAUGCCUUAGUUGAGGAAAGGGGAGUUGGGCUUCGGCAGGCACUGUAGUACUGCCAGCUAUAAAAUUAAAUGAAUUACUAAUUUGAGAAAGUGAGAACCUUACAGAAAUUCCUUCUCAAUAUGUAAUUCUUAACUUGGUCAUCUCUUUAAUUUUUAAAGACCACUUUCAUGCUUUCUUGGAGUCAGCAAGUGUUCUGUGGUCCUUGGGCUUGUGUUUGUUGCUAGCACAUUCCAGAAGCACAGUGAAUUAGAACCUUAGUCCUGGUGUUAGAAAGGGUUUAAUUUCACAGGGAGGAUGUAAAUGUAUGCACGCCCUCAGCAGGGAGUCAGUUUAGGGGCGGAGCUUCUCCCUUCACAUCCAUCUUGCAGUUCACCUCCACCCUCCAUGUUUCCAGUUGCCUUUGGCCCUUUUAUGAUUUUGUCUUGCCCUGCCUAUGUGAAGCUAGUAGAUGGGAUUCUCUCACCCUUUUUCCUCUUCAAAGAUAACUAAGCAAAAGCAUCUUUAGCUCCACCAGAUUUCUUGGUGAAGCAGCCCAAAGGAAUUUAGCAUCACCCAAAGUUAGCUGAGAACAGGGCACCCUUGGGUCAGAUUGUCUCACUUGAGUCUGAAAUUAUGUCGGAUUUUUACACAGUGGCAGACAUUACCUAGAUGGGCUAGUGCUUUAACUCCUGACCGCUCUUAGGUGUGUACAGAGUCAGAGAAAUGAAAGGCGAGACCUAAUUUGUGCUGCUGGGCACUUCUCAUCCUCCCACUGAGGGCUGAGGGGCUCUGGAUCAGAUGUGCCCCUGCCACGUCCUCCCCAGCCAUGCUCACACUCUCCCCUGAGUUCUGCUGGCAGCACAGGUAGAUGGAGGUCACCCAGACUUCUCCCCUCCCUGACAGCGCAUAGACUUUAGCUUCUCCUUUAGGCUCUGGGUUAAAGGCAUUAUACACAGCAGGCAGCCUCAUCUCCUCUGGUGGCUGUUACUUAUUCCAGUUCCAUUGCAGCUGCACCUUCUUGGAGCAGUGCACCUGAGGAAAUCAGCCCCUGGUGGCUGGAACCUCUCCUGCUGCCUUUCAGCCAUCUUCUGAUCUAACUGCCCACUUGAUACUUAUCUUCUCUUUGAUUCACGGUAUCAUGAAUGGCAUCCUCUGGUAUUUUAGUGUUUUCCUCCUCCCUUGAAGGUGAGCUGAAGGCUUGCUUCAGCUUCUCUCUCCCUCCAUCACUUCUCUGGAGGUGUGGACUGAGGUUCAGAUGGUCAGACAUUGCUCCAGUUUGGGAAGUGGGGUCAGCCCUGGCUCGUAGUUCUUUCCUUAAAAUCAGCACAUUUGAAAAUAAAUUUCCCUCAAGAGCAGGAUGCUCUUGAGAAUCUUGUGCAUCUGACUUGGAUUCACUCUGCCCAAGGUUCUUUAUCACUUUGACCAAAAUUACUAUAACUUGUUUCUAAAUUACUCAUUUUUUUCUGGGUGCAGUGGAGAAGAAAUUCCCCAUCAUCCAGGAAAUUUCUAGGACCAAAAUGCCGGAUCCCUUUAAAUGGGGUAUCUCCGUCUGAUUGAUUGUGAAUUCAGCUAACUGUUGUGGCCAACACCCCUUUAACAUGUGAGAGUCCAGAUGCUGUAGUAACAUACUAGUUUUCAUUUUCUUUUUUCAUCCUUUUCUUUUUUCAAAAUCUCAUUAAGAUUUACUAAGAGCUUUGGAAACCUAUUGCACUACAACGACUGCACAAGCGAGGAGAAUUGCACUCUAUUGAACAGGAGUUUUGCCCUCAUGUUUUUCUUUCCCAUCUACCUCUCACAGCUGACAUGACAGGUUCUCCUUUAAGUCUGUCUUCUCAUCUGGACAGCAAAUCCAUAUGGCCAUGUCUUGAGGCUACUCCAGGCAAUUUCCAAUCCCAGUGCACAGACUGUCAGAGUGUGUGAUCAAACACCACCAGGAAAGGUUUUUCUGCAAUCACUGUGUCCUAAAAGCAAACGAUGGUGGAGUCAGAGCUAACCAAGACCAGAGCACCCCAGAUCAUUCUUCAUGGAGAAUGCCAGAGCCCUCUGGGGCCCUACGUUCUUUUUCCUGACUUUGUGUCUCUGUAUCAUCCUCUUUUUGAAAGCCUGAAGGCAACAGCUUCUCCACCUCCAAGAGAGGGAAUGUGAACCUCACUGCUUCAAGUCCCCAUCAGGCAUCUGCUCUGUGGAAGAAACCAGCAUUUUACACCUUCAACACAGCUUCCAGGCACUGCGGGCUGUGUGGACUGGCACCUUUACAUAAGUACCACAGUGUAAGAGGAUUAUUCUUUGGCUUUUAUCCCUAACGUGACAUUCCAAGAUUCCCCACAUCCAAGGUUUUCUCUCACUCAACAUGAAAGGAGACAGAUAAUGAAGCCACACUCUCUGGCUGAAGACCUAAUCAGCUCAUUUGCUUAUUUUAACUAACAGUUUCUGACUUAGAGCUGAUAGCUAAAAGAAAUUGUGUUUCUGGAUAUUGCUGUCUGUGAUGCUGUUCUGAUGCAGAUCUAAGCAAUGAUGUGCGCCCAUCAAUGGGACAGUCUUAGGGAAAGGGCUUUUGGGGCCCCUCCUGAGAACCUGUGCAGUGUUAAUGUGCAGUAUUGCCUUGCAACAGUCAUUUCAGUGGUAACAUUUUUUUUUGUUUGCACUGUUCGUUUUUAAAAUAACGUAAGCUAAUUCCGUUGUGUAUAUAUAGUAUUUUUUUUAAUUUGUACAAAAAAUAUUUUUAUUUGAACUUUUGGCACUUGGAAGUACUCAUUGUAACCACAACAUGUCAAAGAAUAAAAUGUCCUAGUCUGUGUCCUUCA
Messenger RNA from Trichosurus vulpecula (common brushtail), 5929 nucleotides. It is a transcript of the gene CLCN6, whose product is annotated as chloride voltage-gated channel 6. Gene Ontology annotation, cellular component: intracellular membrane-bounded organelle; lysosomal membrane. The record is from RefSeq and is a predicted model, not a curated record. The coding region runs from base 100 to 2712 and encodes 870 amino acids. The transcript has 23 exons. Lineage: Eukaryota; Metazoa; Chordata; Mammalia; Diprotodontia; Phalangeridae. Gene Ontology annotation, biological process: chloride transport; transmembrane transport. Gene Ontology annotation, molecular function: voltage-gated chloride channel activity.